Messenger RNA from Melanaphis sacchari, 2229 nucleotides. RefSeq names its product zinc finger protein chinmo (gene chinmo). Bases 732 to 1955 code for a protein of 407 amino acids. Gene Ontology annotation, cellular component: nucleus. NCBI's taxonomy places the organism in Eukaryota, Metazoa, Arthropoda, Insecta, Hemiptera, Aphididae. The record is from RefSeq and is a predicted model, not a curated record. Gene Ontology annotation, molecular function: protein binding. The transcript is spliced from 7 exons. Gene Ontology annotation, biological process: regulation of transcription by RNA polymerase II.
GUUGACACAUUACCAUUUCGUUUGUGUGUGUGUGUGUGUGUGCAAAAUAAUAUUUUAAUCACUGCUACGACUCUUGAUGUGACGGGUCUACCUAAAAAUAAUAUAACGAAACGUUUGGAAAUCGGACAUUUCUCACCCCCGUCUCUGGUAAUCACCAUCCACCCACCCACCCACUGGCCGCCGACGUCGCCGCGCGCCGACGACGACGUCGUCGUUGUCGACGGACGACGAACCGUCAACCGCGUGCAAAUCGCUCGCCGCCGCUUCAAUUCGCUUCCGUUCGCAGACGCUGGCGCCCCUCACUGGCUCAUUGGGCUCGCGACUUCGACCAGAUAACUCGCACCGCUCGACUGCUGUGGUAGUAGGUGGUUGCUGCUGCACACUCGCACACACACGACGACGACACAGUUUCACGGUCAUCCGUGCGCUAUGCAAAUCUUUGCAAUUGCACUGUACCGAAUAUUACGACCAGCAGCUGAUGUCGUCGUCUAUAACUGAUAUCAUUUCGCGCGGUCAUUGUGACAUACGCCGUUCAAAUUGAAAUUCGAGUCAAAAACUUUCCCUCGAACUUCACCCCCAGUCUCUUAUCAAAUCGCCUCCGUGAGACCUGAAAACGCAACAACCGGGGGCCACCUCGAUGCCAUGAACGUAUGACGGAAUCGUCUAUGCCACAGCCUGCUGAUCGGGUCACUGUUAUGUCUUUUUAAAUAUUGUUACAACAACAAUCUGGAAUGGACCCUCAGCAACAGUUCUGUCUUAAGUGGAAUAGUUUUAGUAGCAACCUUGUAACUGCAUUUGAUAAUCUUUUCAAAUCAGAAAGUUUAACAGAUGUAUCUCUGUUUUGUGAAGGUAAAACUUUCAAAGCUCACAAACUAAUUCUGGCAGCAUGCAGUAAACAUUUUCAAGAAAUAUUUGAAGCUACUCCACUAGGAUCAAGUUUAAUUGUCAUACUUGAUGGAACAUCGUCAACAAAUAUGGCAUCGUUACUUGAGUUCAUGUACCGUGGCGAAGUACAAAUAUCUCAAGAAAGGCUCUCUAGUUUUUUGAAGACAGCAGACAAUUUACAGGUAAAAGGCCUGUCAUUUGAAUAUGACAAAUUGUCACUCACGAGUCAGCGUGAACAAGGUAAUAAUGAAAACAAAUCAGCGAAUGAUUCUCCAAGACCAAAACAAAAUGGAUCCGCAGAAGCUCAACUUCCCUCUACCUCAUUUAGUCCACUCCCUUAUAUAACAUGCCAUUAUCGUCAAACAACUGUACAUUCUGAACAGCAUCCAUCAUCACCUGAUCCCCAAAGAAAUAAUAAACGAGCGCACCAUAACAAUCCCAACACAACACCAGUUUCCGAUACAUUGGGCGUUCGAGCAUCUGUCUUAAGAGAUGGUUCCAGACCAGAACGUGAAUCUCCUCUUUCUUUGACCUAUUCUUCUCAUUCAUCAGCGCAUUUGGAAAAUUCUCAUCAGCCCCAAACAAAUAGUUCUGGUCCUGUAGACGCUACUACUUCAUCACAUCAUUACCGUAAUGUGGCUUCUAAUAAUUGUGGAGAAGAUCUGCGAAUUAAAUCUGAACCUGCAACAACAGCACCAAAUUCUGGGGAAUUUCCACAAAAUACAAAUACAACCAAUGAAUGGAAAACACCAGAUAAUGGGACAACGCCACCAUCUCCAUCAAAUCACUCGUGGAAGAUGGACACAUCUCAUAAAAACGUUGUUUCAACUCUAACCCCUGAUGGUAAAAAAUUACAAUGUCCUUAUUGUGAACGAUUAUAUGGUUAUGAAACAAAUCUUAGAGCUCAUAUAAGACAGAGGCAUCAAGGAAUUCGAGUACCGUGUCCUUUUUGUGCUCGAACAUUUACACGGAAUAAUACAGUGAGACGGCACAUCGCCAGAGAACACAAAACAGAAAUUGCAGUGAAAUCAAAUCCAACAUUUCCACAAACUGCAAAUCACAAUCAAUAACUAUUAACAAAUCUACCUCUUUCCCAAAUAUUUUACCCUCCCCAACACUUUAUAUGUUUAUCUACCUCUCCUUAAGCAUUAAUCAUACCACCAGUUGAAUAUAAAAUAGUCUGGUACAUAAGCAAACUGCAGACUAACUGCCUUUAAAGUACAAAUGUAAACCAUAAACACUUCUGCAACUAUUAAGACUGAUGAAGGUGGUGUUAGUUUUUAGGUGAAAAUACAUUUUUAUGACACCGCCUUCAAUGUGAAACUUACCUCAAUGAUUUUUACA